AUGGAGAAUCCGACAAUGAAACCAUCGAGUGUGCCAGACGAUAAGACUGUGGUGCUUAACGAUACAUACGGAACUCAUAUCGACCCGUACGCUGAGAAGAAGCUCCUUCGGAAAUGCGACCUUCGCGUUCUUCCGCCUCUCUUUGUUCUAUUCCUCCUAGCCUUUUUGGACCGUGUCAACAUCGGCAAUGCGAAAAUCCAAGGUUUGACCGAGGACUUGAACAUGACAGGCCCGUUGGCCUAUCGUUACAACCUCGCUUUAUCGAUAUUCUUCGUCCCCUAUGUCCUCUUUGAGGUACCGUCAAAUCUCAUCCUGAAAAAGAUGAAGCCUUCGACAUGGCUUAGCCUGAUCAUGAUAUGCUGGGGCCUUUCGACAGUCGGAAUGGGCCUUAUCACCAACUUCGGCGGUCUAUUAGCGAUGCGCCUUCUGCUAGGUCUUUUCGAGGCUGGUCUGUUUCCUGGAUGCCUGUACCUGAUCUCGAUGUAUUACAAGCGUUACGAGCUUCAGUGGCGCAUUACCCUCUUCUUCAGCGCGAGCAUCAUCGCAGGAGCAUUCGGUGGCCUCCUUGCAUUCGCUAUCGCCAAGAUGGACGGCAUCGCAGGCUACGGAGGAUGGCGCUGGAUCUUCAUCAUCGAGGGUGCCGUCACCGUUGCAUUCGGUGUCAUCAUGUAUUUCUGGAUUCCUGGGUGGCCCGAGAAAGCAGGAUUCCUAAAUAUGGAAGAGAAAACCCUUCUUCUAGCACGCCUCAACGCCGACACGGGUGAUGCUGUCAUGAACAGGUUGGACAAGAAAGCUGCGAAGCGAAUCUUCUCAGAUCCCAAGAUCUAUCUGGGGACUCUUGCAUACUUUGGGGUCGUCAACACCGGCACUGCUGGUUCAAUCUUCACUCCAACUAUCGUCAAAGGACUCGGUUACACAUCUUCCGCCGCCCAAGUACGCUCGAUACCUAUAUUCAUCGUGGCAACCAUUGCAGCCGUCGCAGCAGCCUGGCUGAGCGAUCGCAUGCGCCAUCGCUAUUGGUUUUGCAUGUUCGGACUCGUCGUCGCAUCAAUUGGUUACAUCAUGCUUCUCGCCCAAGAGAACCUCCCCGCUGGCGUGAAGUACUUUGCCCUCUUUCUCGUUACGCCUGGCGGUUUCAUCACUCAGCCCAUCGUGCUCGCCUGGAUGUCCAAUCUUGUUUCUGGACACUACAAGCGUUCCGUCAGCUCCGCUAUGCAAGUUGGAUUCGGUAACCUGGGAGGUGUCGUGGCCAGUAAUAUCUUUCUGGAAAGCGAACUGCCAGGUUUUCGGACGGGAUAUGGGACCAGUCUGGGCUUGUUGUGGAUUUGUGCUGCGGCUUGUACGGGGUUACUUUUCUUGGUCAAAUGGGAAAACGCGAAGAGGGAGAGGGGCGAGAGGGAUGGAAGGCUGCAAGAGGUGGAUGCGGACAACCUCGGUGACGAUCACCCAAUGUUCAGGCUUACAUCUUGA
Molecule: messenger RNA, 1470 nt
Organism: Alternaria ethzedia
Lineage: Eukaryota; Fungi; Ascomycota; Dothideomycetes; Pleosporales; Pleosporaceae
Exons: 7
Coding region: 1-1470 (489 amino acids)
Biological process (GO): transmembrane transport
Cellular component (GO): membrane
Molecular function (GO): transmembrane transporter activity
Source: RefSeq, a predicted model, not a curated record